CAGCUAUGUAAUGUUUUUCGAACCCAUGAAAUGGAAAUUGACCAGUGCUUGCUGGAGUCCCUUCCCCUUGGCCAGCGGCAAAGGCUGGUGAAGCGCAUGCGUUGCGAGCAGAUCAAAGCCUACUAUGAAAGAGAGAAGGCUUUUCAGAAGCAGGAAGGAUUCCUGAAAAAGCUGAAGCAUGGGAAGAAUCAAAAAGUUCACUUUAACCUUGCCGACAUGAUACAGGAUGCAAUUAUCCACCACGAUGACAAAGAAGCGCUCCGGCUCCUGAAGGAGGGCGCGGAUCCGCACACCGCCGUUUCCUCAGGAGGGUCCCUGCUGCAUCUGUGCGCUCGGUAUGAUAAUGCCUUCAUUGCCGAGAUCCUGAUUGACAGGGGGGUCAAUGUCAACCACCAGGAUGAAGACUUUUGGACACCAAUGCACAUCGCCUGUGCUUGUGAUAACCCUGAUAUUGUCCUGCUGCUUGUACUAGCUGGAGCCAACGUCCUUCUCCAGGAUGUUAAUGGAAAUAUCCCGUUGGAUUAUGCUGUAGAGGGGACAGAAUCCAGUUCUAUCCUGUUGACUUAUCUGGAUGAAAAUGGAGUGGAUCUGACCUCACUGCGCCAGAUGAAGCUUCAGAGACCAUUGAGCAUGCUAACGGAUGUCAAGCACUUCUUAUCAGAUGGUGGAAAUGUCGAUGAGAAAAAUGAUGAAGGGGUAACUCUGUUGCAUAUGGCAUGUGCAAGUGGCUACAAGGAGGUGGUGUCUCUUCUCCUGGAACAUGGCGGGGACCUGAAUAUAGCAGAUAAUCAGUACUGGACCCCACUUCACUUGGCAGCAAAGUAUGGCCAGACAAACCUGGUGAAGCUUCUUCUGAUGCAUCAGGCAAAUCCAAACCUUCUGAACUGCAAUGAAGAGAAGCCCUCAGAUAUCGCCGCAUCUGAGUUUAUUGAGGAAAUGCUGUUGAAAGCCGAAGUUGCCUGGGAAGAAAGGGUAAAAGAGCAUUUAUCUGUUCCUGCCUUGGCCUCCGAGGAGCCCUAUGAAGAGAUCCUCCAUGACCUCCCAGCUCUCUCCAGCAAGCUCAGUCCCCUGGUGUUGCCAAUUGCCAAGCAAGACAGUAUGUUGGAGAAAGACAUUAUGUUCAAAGAUGCCACCAAAGGUCUAUGCAAGCGACAGUCUCAAGACAGCAUCCCUGAAAAUGCAACGAUGAACGGCCCCACAAAACCUGAGCAGGUCAAGCUGAUGCCUCCCGCUCCCAGUGAUGACCUGGCGACGCUCAGUGAGCUGAAUGACGGCAGCCUGCUUUAUGAAAUUCAGAAGCGCUUUGGGAACAAUCAGAUAUAUACUUUUAUUGGAGACAUCCUCUUGCUUGUUAACCCAUUCAAGGAGCUUCCAAUUUAUUCCACCAUGGUGUCUCAGCUAUACCUCAACAGCACGGGGCAGCCCUGCUCCUCCUCCCUGCCGCCUCACAUCUUCUCCUGCGCCGAGAGAGCCUUUCACCAGCUUUUCCAGGAGCAGCGGCCCCAGUGCUUCAUUCUCAGUGGAGAAAGAGGAUCGGGCAAGUCUGAAGCCAGCAAACAAAUAAUGAGACACCUCAUCUGCAGGUCUGGCUCCAGCAGACCUAUGUUUGAUUCCAAAUUUAAACAUGUCAUGUGCAUCUUGGAAGCCUUUGGACAUGCCAAGACAACGCUUAAUGAUCUGUCCAGUUGCUUCAUAAAGUAUUUUGAACUGCAGUUCUGCGAGAGGAAAAAACACCUAACUGGAGCCAGAGUUUAUACAUAUAUGCUCGAGAAAUCCAGACUUGUUUCACAACCUGUUGGCCAGAGCAAUUUUCUCAUUUUCUACUUGUUGAUGGAUGGGUUAUCUGCUGAAGAAAAAUACGGACUUCAUCUUAAUAAUUUAUGUGCACACCGGUAUUUGAACCAGACCCUACCAGAAGAUGUAUCAACAGCAGAGCAUUCUCUGAACAGGGAAAAAUUCGCUAUUUUGAAACAAGCCCUGAAUGUAAUUGGCUUCAGUCACUUGGAAGUAGAGAAUCUGUUUGUGAUCCUGGCAGCAAUAUUACACAUUGGAGACAUUCGAUUCACUGCUCUGACCGAGGCCAACUCUGCGUUUGUCUCUGACCUCCAGUUUCUGGAACAAGUGGCCGGAUUGCUACAAGUAUCAACCGAUGAGUUGGUGUCUGCUCUAACAACCGAUAUCCAGUAUUUUAAAGGGGACACCAUCAUACGGCGACAUACUGUGGAGAUGGCUGAAUUUUACCGGGAUCUCUUGGCCAAGUCCCUGUUCGGGCGUUUGUUUAGCUUCUUGGUGAAUACCAUGAACUGUUGCCUCCACAGUCAAGAUGAGCACAGCAGCCCACAGACUUUGGAUAUUGGAAUACUGGACAUCUUCGGUUUUGAGGAAUUUCAAAAGAAUGAAUUUGAACAACUUUGUGUCAACAUGACCAAUGAGAAGAUGCACCACUACAUCAAUGAAGUGCUUUUUCUACACGAGCAAACAGAAUGUGUACAAGAGGGAGUUACCAUGGAAACAACUUAUUCUCCUGGUAACCAGACUGGAGUUUUGGAUUUUUUUUUCCAGAAGCCAUCUGGAUUUCUGUCUUUAUUGGAUGAAGAAAGUCAGAUGAUUUGGUCAAUGGAACCAAAUCUUCCCAAAAAGCUACAGAGUCUCCUCGAAGCGUCAAACACAAACGCGGUCUAUUCCCCCAUGAAGGAUGGGAACGGGAACAUGGCACUCAAAGACCAGGGUACGGCGUUCACUACCAUGCACUACGCAGGAAGGGUAAUGUAUGAAAUUGUUGGAGCAAUUGAAAAAAAUAAAGACACCCUCUCACAGAAUCUUCUAUUUGUAAUGAAAACUAGUGAAAACGUCGUGAUCCAUCAUUUGUUCCAGUCGAAACUGUCACAGACGGGAUCCCUCAUGUCCUCCUAUCCUUUUAAGUUCAGAGGACAGAAAUCAGCCCUGCUCAGUAAGAAAACGGCAGCUUCUUCAAUUAUUGGAGAAAGCAGGAAUUAUCUAGAACUCAGUAAGUUAUUAAAGAAGAAAGGAACUUCUACAUUUCUUCAAAGACUGGAACGGGGAGGUCCAGGCACCAUUGCAUCGCAACUCAGGAAAUCUCUAACGGAUAUUAUUGGAAAACUUCAGAAGCGCACUCCGCACUUUGUUCAUUGCAUCAAGCCCAAUAACUCAAGGCUGCCAGAUACUUUUGAUAAUUUUUAUGUGUCUGCUCAGCUGCAAUAUAUUGGGGUCCUGGACAUGGUGAAGAUCAUCCGAUAUGGAUACCCUGUUCGCCUUUCCUUCUCAGAUUUCCUGUCAAGGUACAAGCCAUUGGCCCAUAUGCUCCCGGGUGAGAAGCAGCUGCUGUCUGCCGGGGAGAAAUGUCGCCUUGUUCUCCAGCGGUGCAAACUGCAAGGCUGGAAGAUGGGAGUCCGAAAAGUGUUUCUAAAAUACUGGCACGCCGACCAGCUCAAUGAUUUGUGCCUGCAGCGGCAGAGAAAAAUUAUAACCUGCCAAAAAGUUGUAAGAGGAUUUCUAGCACGCCAGCACUUGAUUCAGAAAAGGAGCAUCAGACAGCAAGAGGUCACAUCCAUCAACAGCUUCCUGCAGAUUACAGAGGACAUGGGGCUGAAGACCUACGAUGCCCUGGUCAUUCAGAACGCUUCGGACAUUGCCCGUGAAAAUGACCGGCUGCGGAACGAAAUGAAUGCUACUUACCAUAAGGAGAAGGUGGAGGCCAGACACAAGCCAGAGGAGGGAACCAAAAGAGUCGAAGACAAGUGUGGACCCAGGCAUUUCCACUACAGCUCCGUCCCGGUCCCCAUGGCGGUGGAUGGCCUGAUCCAGUCUCUGGCUGGCCCAUCCACCCGGUCUCCUUCUCUGCACUCGGUGUCCAGCCUGGAUGACAGCAGUGGCCUCCCCUCACCACGGAAACAGCCUCCGCCCAAGCCAAAGAGGGACCCCACCACGCGGCUGAGCGCAUCCUAUGAGGCCGUGAGCGCCUGCCUGUGGGCAGUGGCCAGGGAGUCUGCCAGUGAAGUGCUCACCCGGCCCCGACCUCACAGCGACGACUACAGCACCAUGAAGAAAGUUCCCCCUCGCAAGCCCAAGCGCAGCCCCAACACCAAGCUCAGCGGCUCCUCAGAGGACAUGGCGGGCGGGCGGCGCCGAGGGGGCCCGCAGCGCGCGCCCGGGGUCCCCGCGCCCCCCGCGCCCCCCGCGCGCGCCCCGCCCGAGCCCGAGCCCGAGCCCGUCUACAUCGAGAUGGCGGGCCGCGCCGGCAGCCCCGAGCAGGCCGAGGCCGUGUACGAGGAGAUGAAGUACUUCGUGCCCCCCGAGGCGUCCGCGUCGCCCCCUCUGCUGAGCGACAGUCGGAACCCCGUCACCUGGGAGGACGGCGACGGGGGCGGACCGGCCGCUGGGCCCUGCAAAGACGCGUGCGACAUCCCGGCCCCGUUCCCCAACCUGCUCCCUCACCGUCCGCCGCUCCUGGUGUUCCCCCCGACCCCUGUCACUUGCUCCCCAGCGUCCGACGAGUCGCCCUUGACGCCCCUGGAGGUGAAGAAGCUGCCCGUGCUGGAGACCAACCUCAAGUACCCGGUGCAGGCCGAAGGCUCGAGCCCCCUGUCGCCACAGCACGCCAAGAACCAAAAAGGCGACGGGGACAGGCCCGCGUCCCCCGGCCCGCCCGCAGCGAGCGGGUCCCCCCUUACGCCGCCGCCCCCUCCGGCCCCCCCGGCCCCCCGGCCGCCCACACACUUCGCCUUCCCCCCGGAGCCCGCGGGGAACGCUGGCCGAGCGGCGGUGGCCAGCCCCGACGUGUCCAAAGCGCCCCCGCCGCCCAGCUCGGCGCCCGCGGGGGGCCCGUGCAGCUCUUUCUCCAAGGCCCCCUACUCCCCCGGGAGGGCAGCCAGGGCCGAGCACCGGAAGGCCAGCGCCAGCCCCUCCUCCCCGGGACCCUACAGCCCCCCGAACUGCAGGGCGCUCGGCAGCCCUCUGGACGAGCUAACCAGCCUCUUCAGCUCUGGAAGGAGCGUGCUCCGGAAGUCCGCGGCGGGGCGGAGGAUCAGGGAGCCCGAAGGUUUUGAGACUAACAUGAACCUAACUGGCCGAGAUUAUGCUGGUAGAUCAGAAAUUGCAUCUGAGACUCAAGAUAGAAAUGCAAAUAACCAUGGAAUUCAAUUAUCUAAUUCACUCUCGAGUGCUAUCACUGCUGAAAAUGGGAAUUCCGUCUCAAAUGGUUUACCUGAAGAAGAUGGAUUCUCCAGGUUGUCUGUGAGCAGCUCCACAACCUCCUCAUUUCAGAAACAGAGAGAGAGCCACACCACUCAGGUAAUCCAUCAGCUGCGGCUCUCGGAGAACGAAAGCGCCGCCCUGCAGGAGCUCCUGGACUGGAGGCGGAAGCUGUGCGAGGGGACAGAAGACUGGCAGCGCCUCCUGCAGCCCUCGGAGCCCAGGGCGCCUCCCCCUCCGCCCUGCAAGAAGCCCACCCUGGCGAAGAAGCCCGAGGGGGCGUCCUGCGGCCGGCUGCCCCCCGAGCUGUGGGACUCCGGCACCUUCGCCAGUGUCAAGCCUGCGCACACGUGGACUGAGCCCCGGGUUUCCGUUCGGCUGGCUGGGGACGCACGUGUCUCUGCUGACGUGCACGGCCAGCUCCUGGCGGCCACCUCCUCCCCCCGCGUCACUCUCGGCUACGGGAACUCAGUGAGGCGCGUGGGGCUUCACGUUCAUAGCCGGCGGUGUGACAGGGUCACCUCGGAGGUCCGCACAGUCCGAAGGAGCUUGCGGAGACGUGCCGCUCGGGGUGGUGACGCCGCAUCCCAGGGUGGCCGUCCCCUCGGAGCUGCGCUGCAUGGCUCACCUGCUCUAUCUCCUCAGCCCUCCCGUGACACAACCACCCAUUUAUCCGUGUGCUUCUGUGGCAGUCAGGAAGUCCUCAGCGGAGAGUACAGGUCUCAUGUCCAGACUGUGGACUGGGUAAUUCAUUUGACAGCAGUGGCGGUGGCUUGUGGCGACAGCGUCCCCACCCCCUGCCAUGGGGCUGUGCUUGGGGUUGCAGAGCUGGGUGAGAGCCGGGGCUCCUGGGUCCCCUCUACAGCAGGGGAGGUGGGCGAGCGGGAGCCGUGGAAAGGGAGUGUCAUUGCACUCUUGUCUUGGGUUAGCCGUGAGCGUAGCAACAGAAACGCUCCUUCUGAUCAGAUGGGAGUCUGGGGCCAGCGGAGGGUAGGACAGGCAUUGCGAUGCAAUGACCCCGAGUACCGGGGUGCAGAUGGACUCUCUGCAGUGGAUCAGCCCAGCACGAGGGGAACCAGGUUGCCGCCUGCCUCGCUGCCUGUGUCGGAGGCAACGGUGACUGAUCCAGUAGCUAUUAGCACCCCUAGCACCAAGACUGUGGUCUCGAAAUACUGUUUCCCACUAAAAGGAACCAGGACUCAUUGGUUAAAUGACUGCUUCCAGCUUGAGGAAGAAAAUGUUCAAGGGUUUCAGGGUGACCUCUGGGAUUUGCUUCAGCGUUACCAGGGAGGGCAGUGCAAGAGCAGACGUCACAAAACCCAGAAUUAUCUUAGUGUUUCCGAGGACCCUCGCCCGGAGAGUCCAGCCUGUUCACUGGCCUUCUACGUCUUCUCUUUUGUCCUCGGCCCGUGGAUCAGCAACCAUGGGAAAGGGAAGCAGAAUCCUCCCACAUCCAAGCCCGAACAUGGCCCCGAGGGGUGGCAGCCGUGGGCCACGUGGACCUUUGACGACUGUUUCACUACAAGAGAUGUCGUGGCGAAGGCAUCUGAAUAUUAUGAUGUUGAAGAUCUGGAACCCGGGGAAGCUUUCUGUGUACAGAGGGGAAGCGUCCUGCAGAUUAAAUGUCCCCCAGGGGUGGAGCUUGCUGGGGGGCAGGGCCGGCCACGAAGUCCCCGCGCCAGCUUUCGAGCACCCUCCCGUCUUGUGCCCAUGUAG
This is a messenger RNA of Callorhinus ursinus (northern fur seal), 6927 nucleotides long. The record is from RefSeq and is a predicted model, not a curated record. NCBI's taxonomy places the organism in Eukaryota, Metazoa, Chordata, Mammalia, Carnivora, Otariidae.